Molecule: messenger RNA, 8929 nt
Organism: Daucus carota subsp. sativus
Lineage: Eukaryota; Viridiplantae; Streptophyta; Magnoliopsida; Apiales; Apiaceae
Product: trans-Golgi network-localized SYP41-interacting protein 1
Exons: 10
Coding region: 229-8421 (2730 amino acids)
Source: RefSeq, a predicted model, not a curated record
UGUCAUCUCGAUCCAAAUAACAAUAUAAAUCGGUCCUGUUUUAGAGUAGAAGCUAAUCAAACCAAACCAAACACUCCCUACCUAAAUUUCCAAGCCCUAAUUUUCCCCUUGAUCACAUCCUCAAUUCAAAUCUCGUCGCACAAAUCUCGUCUUUUCGGUUUGAUCGUGUAAUGUUGAUUGAAUUCGGUCAUUUUUGACCCGUGAAUCCCUAGUUUGGGGAUCUUUUGGAUGGACAAGAGUAAUAGUAAUAAGAGUCGUACCGAUAUGCUUGCAGCUGGGCGCAAGAAGCUUCAGCAAUAUCGUAAGAAAAAGGAUGGUAAGGGGAGCAAAAAAGGUGGUAAAUCUGAACAAGAUGCAAAAACCGAGGCGGCAGCUAGUGCUGUUGAUCUUGCUGAUGCUAAACCACCAGUUUCUGGAGGUGAAGAAUCUGGAUCUGUUAAUCUCGCUGAUGUGAAACCUCAAGUUUCUGGAGAUGAAGGGUCUGGAUCUGAAUAUGCAAGGGAGCGUGUCAAUCCUCCAUCUUUGCAUUCUAUGGAGAAUUCUGUGGCUGCUGAUAUUGGUGAGUCAAGUUCUGGAUCAAUUCCAGUGCCUAUUGUUUCUGAAACUGGUGAAGUUAAAGCUUCAUUGACGGGAGUUGUUAAGCUUCAACUAGAUGGUGCAGAAGCUGACGAAGGGGGUCAGAGAUCAAAUGUUUGUAAUGAGAAGGGAGGGGAUUCUUCAGUUCAAAACAAAGCUGAAAAUAGUGCUGACAUAGAUAUUGAUACAGUCAACAAAUCAUCAUUAGAAAUACUGGAAAUGGCCAGUUCUGAAAAAAAGCCUCACCAUGUUAGCGUGUCUACAUCUGUUGAUUCAUUUGCCCCAUCUGAUUUGAUUGAUGAUAGUGGAAAAGGCGAUGAUGCAAUUGAAGUGAAGCCUAUACAUGGGGUAGAUCAGGUACCAGAUGUAGGGGCAAUGCAGGAGGCUGAGCAUGCAAGUUCGGAGAAUACUGAUAGAAGCAGGGCAGUGGAAUUUCAAGGGGAUGUGACUGCUGAUAUAGCAGGGCCUGAUGUGUCCAGCUACCUGCACAAUGAAACUGACAUUUCUGGAUCUGACAGUUCCUUUAUUGAGAUUGAGAAACAAAAGGCUGGCGAGAAUUCAGACUCUUGUAAGCCCUCACCCUUUGAAGCUGAUGGCGCAGCUGUAACUGCUGAAGUAAUGACAGAAGAUAUGAUGGUGGGCUCUUUAAAUGGACAAAUUUCUAAAGCAUCUUUGUUGUCGUGCACGGGACCAGAUGAUGAUUCUGCCAGUAAAAUGAUUUCCUUGGCAGAUGGAAGCUUGGUAAGCCUCUCGCAGCUUGCCGGGGUGGUGCACAGGCUUGAUGAAGAUGAGUUCAGUUUUCUGCUGGCAGCACGAAAGCAUGCUAGUAAAGAAAUUAGCAGUGUUGGUGUUCAGGGUUCUUGGUUUUCUGAUGUUUUAGAGCCACUUCAGGAACAAUUGUAUCUCACUAGUUUUGCCAAAGAUUUGUAUCAGAUUAUACAUGAGGAUAUUGAUCAUCAACAUUAUCAGAUGGUCAAUGACCAUUCUGCAGCCACUGGUUUGCUUAAUGAAGUCCAGGUGAAGAAUGAAAGCCUUGGGCUUGAGCUUCAAAAAUGUUUAUCAGAAAUUCAAUUAUUAAAUUCUGAGAAGGGAGACCUCCAAAAUGAAUUUGGGUUUUUGAAGGCAGAGUUUGUGGAAACAUCCACUAGAUCUGAUGAACUACAAGGUAAGUUGGCGAUGUCACAGAAGGAGUUGGGAAAUGCAUUAAGAGACUUGGCUGACUGCAGGAAUCUGGUGGCAACAUUGCAGACUGAGAAUGAAACUAUGAGCAGGCAUCUGACUUUGGUGACGGAGGAGAGAAACAAAUAUGCUGAUGAGAAUGCUAUCACAAUUGGAAAUAUUGAUUUAAUAACAAAUGAGAAACUGAAGCUUGAGGAGGAAAAGGACUCCUAUUUGAAUGAAUAUAAAAAAUUGUCGACAGAGCUGGCUGAUAACAAGGCUUUAGCAGAAUCUCUUCAGCUCGAAAAGGAUAGUUUGAAAGGCAUUCUUGUUUCACUCACAGAAGAACAUGAUUUUUCUAUCCAUGAGACGGAAAAACUGUCCACAGAAUUAAUUGAAUACAAGGUCAUUGCCGAGACUUUACAACAGGAAAUCUCCAAUUUAAACAAUAGUCUUGCUUUAAUAGUUGAAGAGCGAAAGGAGCUCAUUGAAGAAAAAGAUAGAGCUUUGUAUGAUAGAGAAAAGGCAUCAGCAGACUUAGCUGGGUGCAGAAGUUUGAUGGCGGUUAAGCAGUUGGAACUUGACGAGGCUAUCAAUAAACAAAAAGAGGCAGCUUUGCAUCUUGAACAAUUAACAGAAGAAAAUUUGUUGCUUACUAGUACUAUAAACAUAUAUAAAGCUAAGAUUGAAGAAUAUAAAAUGAAGAAAUCAUCUCAAUCUGGUGAUGAUCAAGUGAUAUAUCCCAUGAUUCCUCAAAUGGAGCAGGCAAGCGUAGAUGAUGGGGGUGAUGAUUCUAACAUAAAAUCAAGUUUGAUUCCAGUGCAGGAUAGAUCCUUAUCUUAUGAUAGCAAUGCAGAAUUAUCACCUUUGGCCCAGCCUAACUUGGACGGGUAUGAUGAGUCAUAUGGGUUUGUAUCUGUUAGGGGACAGUUGGUGCAAGCAGGCAAAGUGCUUCACAAGCUUGAGAAAGCUAUUGAAGAGAUGCAUUCUCAAUUAGAUUCUUUGAGAAGGUCCAGUACCAAGGUAGGUGCACCUGCUGUAUCUAAGUUGAUUCAGGCCUUUGAAUCGAAGUCUCAAACUGAUGAUCAUGAAGCAGAAGGUAUUCCAUUAGCCGAAGAGCAGUCACAUUCUGAUCUGUACAUGUUGACUAAAGAGCAGACAGGAUAUCUUAGAACCUUGUUAAAUGAAAUAAGCGUGGCUGCUGAGAAUGCUGGUGAAUUGGUUAAGGUGGAGAAAAAGGGGAAGAUAGUUGCAGACUCUGCAUUGAAGGAGCUCAAAGUUCAAUACGAUACUUUGCUAGGAGAGAGUUACGAACUGGGAGAAGCAAAGAUUGAACUUUCGGUUCUUUAUGAAAUAAUAAGACAGCAUGUAUGCAACACUGAAGCAAAGAAAGAUGAACUCUUACUUUCUUAUGACACCUUGAGGCAGCAAAACGCCAUUGCUAAAGCAGAGAACAGCGAGCUGAGGAAUAGGCUAAGUUCCUAUGAAUCAAGAAUCAAUGAAAUGCUGGGGCAGUUGGAUGAAUUACACCAGAACUCGCUAGAAAUGAAUUCUUCUAACUAUAACCAGAUGGAAAUUUUGCACAAGGAAGUGUCCGAUAAGACCUUAAUACUAGAGAAAAAAUGGGAUUCUGUUGUUUCUUGGCUUCUUAAUGCAGUUGAAAAGAUGGAUAAGCAUAUUCAGUCCAGUCCCUCGAACCACUUGACCGACACCAGUGAUGAAAAUGACAUUGGUGACCGUUUUGUUGCUUCAGUUGAAGGGGCUACAAGAAUGAUUGAUAAUCUCAAGGAGAAACUUGAUAGUGCUCAUUCAGAAUUUGAUUUGACAUGCAGUUCCUACAGGGAUUUAACUGUAAAAUUUGAUAAUUUGCAUGGGCAGCAUGAGUUGGCAACUGGUUUUUUGCAUAAGAUCUAUGCCAGCCUAGGGGAACUUGUCAGUGAUUCAUAUGGAUAUGUAGAAAAGAGUGAGGCUGAUGUUGAGGUUGAAAAACUGGUAGAUCCUCUGAAUUCAAUCAUUGAACAUUUGAGGAAGCUACUGGAAGAAAGGUUGUUACUGAAGUCUCUGAUCAAUGAAAUCAACUCUGAUUUGAUUGAUAAAACAAACAAGGUUGAGGAGCUCAAUAGACGAUGCUUUGAUGGUGAUGCUAUUAUGAAGCUGGUUAAAGAGGUUGAGGAGAUGGUUAAUCUGGAAGGUCUCGAGAUCAACCUAGAGGAUCCUGCAUCGUUUGUAGAGUCUUUAACCUAUUUACUUGUUCAGAGAUACGAAGAAGCAAAUGGCAUUGCUAUCUCAUGUAAAGAAAAAUUGGGGGUUACAGAACUGAAAUUCAGCGAACUGCAUGCACAAGUAGACCAUAUCAUUUUCACUUUUGUUCAUUGUGAUAAUGAAAGUGUAAUUUACAAGGAAAGUUUGAAGAAUGCUAUGGAAGAUUUGGUUAUGUUGCGGUCUCAGAUGCUAAAGAAAGUAACUGAACUUGAACAAUCAGAGCAGAGGGUAUCUUCUCUCAGAGAAAAGCUCAGCAUCGCUGUUGCCAAAGGGAAGGGCUUGAUAGUUCAGCGGGACGGUCUCAAGCAGUCGCUUGCAGAGAAAUCUGGUGAAUUCGAAAGAUGCUUGCAGGAGCUACAGUUGAAAGAUGCCCAGCUUCUUGAGGUGGAAACAAAACUUAAGGCCUACUCGGAGGCUGGUGAGCGUGUGGAAGCUCUGGAGUCUGAACUGUCCUACAUUCGGAACUCAGCUACUGCAUUAAGAGAAUCAUUUCUUUUAAAAGAUUCUGUACUUCAUAGAAUAGAAGAGAUACUGGAAGACUUAGAGCUGCCGGAGCACUUUCAUGCUAGGGAUAUAAUUGAAAAGAUUGAUUGGUUAGCAAGUGCAGUUGCUGGGAAUUCAUUAGCUCCUGCAGACUGGGAUCAGAAAAGUGGUGCAGGAGAAGGACCACACAUGGAUGCCUGGAAAGAAGAGAUGCCAACACACUCAAAUCCAGAAAAUGAAUUGACAAAAAAGCAUGAUGAUCUACAAAGUAAGUUUUACGCGCUGGCUGAACAAAAUGAGAUGCUUGAACAGUCACUGAUGGAGCGGAAUAAUCUUGUUCAGCGAUGGGAAGAGAUCUUGGAUAAAAUAAAUAUGCCCUCUCAGUUACGGUCAAUGGAGCCAGAAGAUAGGAUUGAGUGGUUAGGAGGAGCACUUUCAGAGGCUGUUCAUCGGUGUGAAUCUCUACAGCAGAAGGUUGAUAAUGUUGAAACCCUUUGUGGAUCACUUUCCACCGAUCUGGAGGAGUCUCGAAAGAGAACAUCCAGCCUUGAAGCAGCUCUUCAUUCAGUUACCAAUGAAAAAGAGCAUCUUUCUACAAGUUUAGAGAUCCUUAGUCGUGAUAAUAAUAUAGUUUCACAGAAGGCAGAUAUGUUUGAAGUAGAAAGAGAAAAAUUGCAAAAUGAAGUAGCUGUUUUGAAGGACAAGCUGGAAAUUCUGCAGGUAAUAGAACAGCGUGAUCACCAUGUUGAUUGUGAGAUAAGAAGAUUACAGGAUUUGCUCAGUGAUGUACUUCAGGAUUAUGAUUCAGGAGGGCAGAAUUUGGGAGCUACUAGUAUUGAGUAUUUAGAACAGUUGCUUCGGAAGCUUGUACUGAAGUACACAGACCUUUCUGCGCAGGAGGUUGUGCCAGUGGUCACAGUUGACAAACAUACCUCUGGAAUAGGUAGUGCAACUCUUGGUGAAAAGACAGAGUCAACUGAGGACCAGCAGGUAGCCACCUUGAGCAAGCAGCUGGAGGAGGUUACGGGAGAUUUGGAACGUGUAAAGGAGGACAUAGCUAUUUAUGCGGAGAAAAAUAGAACUUUGAUUAAUGAGCUUGAAAGACUAGAAGCAGAAAGAGGAGAACUUCGAGAACUGCUUAAGCAGGAGGAGCAGAAAACAGCUUCAGUUAGGGAGAAAUUGAAUAUGGCAGUUCGGAAAGGGAAGUCAGUGGUGCAACAACGUGACAGUAUGAAGCAAACGAUUGAUGAGCUUACAGUUAAUGCAGAGCGCCUGAGAUCCGAGCUUAGCACUCGGGAAGUUGCUCUUUCAGAAUAUGAGCAAAAACUUAUGAACUACCGGCAGAUGAAAGAAGGUGCAGAGUCCAAGAGUUUGAUCAUGGAAAAUCAAUUGGCCGAGGCUGAGCAUGAUCGGCAGGAUAAAAUUCACACUCUCAGCACAAUUUGCAGGGCCUUGGAUGAAAUUGAUAUUGACUUGGGGCAUAAUUCUGUUGAUCCAGUUAAUAAGAUUGUACAGAUUGGUAAAAUAUGUUAUGGUUUACAAGCAGCUACCAAGUCCUCUGAACAUGAUGCAAACAAAUCCAAACGAGCUGCUGAGCUGCUUCUUGCUGAACUGAAUGAGGUUCAAGAAAGAAAUGAUGGCCUUCAAGAGGAGUUAGCGAAAAUCACAAAUGAAGUUUCCAAACUGUCUAUGGAGAAGAAUCUAGCUGAAGCUGCCAAGCAUGAUGCUCAGCUGCAAGUUGAAAACUUAUAUGCUCUCCUCUUGGAGAAGGGAAAUAACCAGAUUUCUGAGUUUGCAGCAUUAAAACCUUGUGUAUAUCAAUUAAGGAGCAGUUUCUCUGAUUUCAUUAAUUUGUUAGGCAAUGCUUUCUCCAAAGACUUGGAAUUAGUGCAUAACCUGGCAGCCACCUCGAAGUCAUACCUAAAAUCAUCCGACAAUGCCAACUUGGUUAGUCUAGGAACUGGACUUGGUUCUGCUGGCAUUGGUCAAAUCGUUUCAGGGAAUGAGGCUACUUCUGCCCACGAGGAAUCUCUUAUUAUCAGUUCUUUCGGGGAAAGGGAGCAAGAUAAAUUUAAUAACAAUACUCAGGGUGAAAUUCGUGAAUUUAUUGAAUACAACCUGCAAGAGCUUAUCGUAGAGAUUAGUGGUGUAAAAGCGAAACUAUACAAACACACAUCUUUACUACAGGAAGAAGCUAAAGUUCUAUCGGAAUCAGUGGAAAGUUUUCAUAAAGAAAUGACUUCUCAGCAUGAAUUAUGUGAAUCAGUCAAGAGAGAGAUGUUUCGCUUGGAGUCCAUUGAGAAACAGAAAGAUGCGGAAAUGAUGGUAUUGCGCAGUGAUGUUUCGAUGCUCUAUGAGGCCUGCAAGAGCUCAUCUGCAGAAUUAAAAAAUUGGAAAGCUCAGCAGGUUGCAAAGGGUUUGGUUCUUCAAGGCCAAGGAUUUAACUAUGACUUAACAACAGCUGGUACUGAAGGAGAACUUAUUGGACAGACUAUCUCAACAUCCGGAGGUUCUGUUAGUGCAACAGCAGAUGAAUUAUUAUUGACUGUUAAGGAAAUUGUCAGUGCUCAAAAUAAAAAUGUAGAGCUCAGUCAAAUGGAAUUGAAAGCUGAGAUCGCAAAUUUGCAAACAGAACUCCAGGAGAAGAACAUUCAACAAGAUAAAGUUUGUUUUGAACUGGUCAAUCAGAUCAAAGAAGCUGAAUCUACUGCAAUGCAGUACUCGAAGGAGCUUCAGUCUGCCAAUGACCACAUAAAUGAUAUAGAGAGAAGGAUUGAUGUACUGGAGAGGGACCGUAGCUCGUUACAGAAGACAGUAGAGGAGGAGCAUAACAGGUUUCAGCAGAAAGUGGAAGAACUAAAAUAUCGGGAAGCUGCUUAUAUAGACAUGCAAGAGAGAAUCAGAUCCCUGACUGAUGCUGUAGCUUCAAAGGAACAAGAAGCUGAAGCUAUAAUGCAAGCACUUGAUGAGGUGGAGGCUCAGAUGGAAGUCUUGAAAAACAAGAAUGAGGAAUUGGAAACUGUUCUGAAACAAAAGAAUCUGGACUUGGUGAAUGCUGAAGCUUCUCUUGGAAAGACUUCAAAAAAGCUUUCUGCUACUGUGCGGAAAUUUGAUGAACUUCAUCAUCUGUCAGAAGACCUCCUGUCCGAGAUUGAAAAGCUUCAAUCUCAGUUGCAUGAUCGGGAUGCUGAGGUCUCUUUUUUAAGGCAGGAGGUCACACGAAGUACUAAUGAUGCUAUAGCUGCAUCACAGAUGAGCAAAAACAGAAACACGGAUGAAAUGCAGGACUUGUUAUCAUGGCUAGAUUCAGUUGUUUCUCACGUCCUGGUGCACAAUAGAAGCUCUUUUGAUAAGGAAAUAAAUCCUGAUCAUGAAUAUAAAGAGAGACUUCAGAAGCAGAUCAUGGCUAUCAUAACCGACUUGGAGGAGCAACGAGCUGUGAUGCAAAGCAAAGAUAAUUUAUUGCGCUUGGAAAGGAAUAAAGUAGAAGAGCUGAUGCGAAAAGGGGAAUCUCUUGAGAAAGAUUUGCGGGAAAAGGAAUCUGAAUUAACUAUUACUCGAGAUGUGGGAAAUUCUGGUCAGGGGGCUUCUGAAAUAGUAGAAGCUGAAUCUGUGACAAACAAAUGGCAAUUACCCGGGUCAUCAAGUGUGUCCCAAGUUCGUAGCUUGCGCAAAAGCAACAACGACCAAGUUGCAAUCUCUGUAGAUAUGGAGCCUGAUAGUAGUCGGGAUUUAGAGAAUGAAGAUGAUGAUAAAGCUCAUGGUUUCAAGUCCCUCACUACAUCUAAGGUUGUCCCGAGAUUUACAAGACCUGUGACAGAUUUGGUUGAUGGCUUAUGGGUUUCUUGUGACCGUGCAUUAAUGCGGCAGCCUGCUCUACGUCUAGGUGUCAUCAUAUACUGGUUCAUAUUGCAUGCUCUAGUUGCAACUUUUGCAGUUUGAGAGGCAAUGGAUCCCCGUCUUGUAACUUUUGCCGUUUAAGGAGCAAGUCACAUGGUGCGGUGAUGAAAUUGUGUUCUGGGAUGGGGAUUUUAUUGUGUUCUGGGUAUGUCUAUCCUGUCCUCAUUGUUGACAAGUAUAUCAAUUAUACGAAUUAGAUCAACCAGGUCGUCAUGGUUCCCUUUUUUAGUGUUCCUUUGUAGCCUGGUUGCACUAUAUAAGCAGAAAAAUUUUAUAUAGGGAACAAAGAUUGAAAAUAUUCAGGUAAAACCAUUUUUUAUCAAUACUCGUGUGUUACAGAUCCUUUCAUGGAUAGAUGUUUUGUUGUACUUGGAAGAAUGUAGUAUUGAUACAGUUUUGUAGUUUGUUUAUACACAAAUUUGACUCCGAAAAUGUAGUCAGGUAUUAGCAAGAAACUUGUUUAUAUGACCUGUGUUUUACAGGAUUUGUAUCUUUGGUUUGUGCCUGUAUCGAAAAUAAUAGCACGGGUGAUGCGUAGCUAUUAUGUUCA